Messenger RNA from Ananas comosus (pineapple), 1122 nucleotides. Its product is annotated as PLASMODESMATA CALLOSE-BINDING PROTEIN 5-like. Lineage: Eukaryota; Viridiplantae; Streptophyta; Magnoliopsida; Poales; Bromeliaceae. Bases 179 to 958 code for a protein of 259 amino acids. The transcript has 5 exons. The record is from RefSeq and is a predicted model, not a curated record.
CCCUCUCUCCCUCGCUUACUCUGUUUCUACUCUGCUUCUACGAGAUCCCUCUCCCUCUUCCUCUCCCUCUCUCCCUCGCUUACUCUGUUUCUACUCUGCUUCUACGGGAAGUGCUUUUGGGAGCAGAGAUUAUCACCCUCGGUUACAACCAGAAGCCUAAUCCAGUUUUCGGGAUCAGAUGUUGACGAAGCGAUGGCAGGGGUGUCUUCUGUUUCUCAUCUGUGCUCAAUUAGGAACAUCGGGUGAAUACGUUGGAAUUACGAUCCCUAGCGAGGGAGGGGGAAAUGAGCCCACUUCCAAUCACGAAAACAGAUUGAUUUACUACAGCUACACCGAUGAUCUCUCGAGAGAAAGGGCGAGGCGGGGGCUUCUCACAGAGGAUAACCAAGAGAUCUUUUCCGCAAGAAGAGAAAUGGCGGAUAUUCCGAGCAUUGUCAGUUUAGCCACCACAGACCCAAAUUCCUCAAACUUGGCCGGGGUGUUCUGCGUGGCGCUCACCAAUGCAGAAUCAACUGCACUACAGCAGGGACUAAAUUGGGCUUGUGGUCCUGGUAUGGCAAACUGCACUGCCAUACAACCUGGGGAGCCUUGUUAUGUAGAGAACAAUUUGGUUGAUUUGGCUUCCUAUGCCUACAAUAACUAUUACCAUCAAAUGGCUGGAAGUGGCGGAAGCUGCAACUUUAGCAACACUGCGACGAUUACUAAUACUGAUCCUAGCCAUGGCUCGUGCAUCUUUGCCGGAAGCACGCUUACGAGCACAAACUCGAGCGGCGGUUCAAGCACAAACUCGAGCACAAGUACAAACACAACCACAGGCGGAGGUGGAACCACGACUGCGAGCAUCGGUGGCGCCCCAAGUAAUGAUAAUUUUGUCCCGAUAAGUGCCGGAAGUAGGGUUUUGGUGGAAGUUCUUAUGAUCCCAUAUGUAGUUGUUCUGGUGCUGCUUUUCUUUUUUUGAGUUGUAGUGAAAAUUGGUUAGUUGUCCAGAAUAGAGAGUGAUAUGUAUGAACAUUAAUUUCUAGGCAAAGAGGUGAAUUCAUCGCAUGACGAUUGAGUUUGUUGAGACGUCGCCGUUAUGGUUGUAAAUGAAUAAAAUGAUACUUGAUAGUGUAUAGUUCAACU